Molecule: messenger RNA, 3080 nt
Organism: Hevea brasiliensis (rubber tree)
Lineage: Eukaryota; Viridiplantae; Streptophyta; Magnoliopsida; Malpighiales; Euphorbiaceae
Exons: 6
Coding region: 410-982 (190 amino acids)
Source: RefSeq, a predicted model, not a curated record
UCUUUCUUGAAGUCUGGUUCUGCACCAGAAUAGCCUCAACAUUUUGUCAUCUUUUACAACUAAUGAGCUACUUAUCAAAAAUCACCAGACAAUGAUGUGAUGAUUAUCAAACCAUGAUCUAUUACGUAGUAUGAUUAGACAAUUAAUUGCCAAAUUAGGCAGCAACACAAAGUUUAGUCUAAUCAUUAAUGCAAAUUAAUGAAAUCCUGCUUGCCAUCUGUAUCGUAAGAACGAUGAUAAUUAUCAUUAAUUAUUACGCUAUCUUAGCUGGAUAGUCAGAUGGGUGCAAACUCCAUUGUUUUGUCCUCAUUGGAGAUUUAUCAGAUUAGCAAAUGACCCAUAAAGCUUAAAGAGAGCGAGGUGGAACUUGGAAGUGUGUAGUUUCAGGGUCUUGCAAAGUCUUGGAGAGAUGAGUGAAAACUCUCUAUUUGUGGAUGCAUGGAUGAGAGAAGCACAAGAGGUUUCCAGAUUGGUGGAGGACAUAGAAAGCAGGAUCAAGAACGGACACAGGCUUGGAGACAAUGCUCAAUCCAAGCUUUUGGAGGUCGGAGUCAAGCUUGAUCGCCUUGAAUCACUCCUCCAUAACCCACCUUCCAAACCUAUCUUAACUAAAGAAGAAACGAAAUUCCGAUGGGAAAUGCUAUCAGACCUCCGGCUAAGAACAAGGGUGCUGGCUUUCAGUCUCUAUACAUCACCAUCUACAAAGAGGGUAGGAGGGUCGGCUGUUGCAAAUGCUCAAGGAACCAAUAAUCCCACCAAAAGCGAUGACCAAGAUCAUAUAAAGCCCUCCAUAUCCAAAGAUGAUCCAGAGAUGCUCAAACCUCUUAUUUCAAAGGAUGCAUCGCAAAGUCGAGUGCAGAUGAAGCAGUCUGCUACUUGUAUUCCAAUGAGUGUACUCAGGAAGGUGUGUUGGAUCAUCUGUUUGAUUCUUGGAGUAGCUGCACUUAUUUUCCUCCUAGUUAUCCUCUGUGCAGCUAUAUAAUAUAUGGUGCAGUCUACCUAAAUCUUCCUAGUGGUGUGAUAUUAGUAUGGCUUCUUCAUGACUUCAGAGGUCAGGGCUGUGGCUGUUUACUCAGAAAAGUAGCUAAAGUUUUACUGGUCAUGUACAAAUUUGAUAACUCUAAUUCCAAAAGCCUCCUGACGGGUAGGGGACAAAAAAAGAAAUGGGGCAGCAGCAGCAGCAUCUUAAAUCCGUUCUCUCCUUUCAAGUUCUGGAUUUUUGUUUCCUAUUCAGUUGCCUCAAGCGAUUGGAGCUCGAAAAAAGGGGGUGGGGGUUGAAGUGGUGUGGGGUGUGGAGGAGGGAAGAUUAAUAUUGAAGGUGAUUAGAUUGCUUAAAAUCUGCAGAAAGAAGAAAGUUGAGUUGGAAGAUGAGAAUCAACAACAAAUUCCGGAGGUGGCUCGGGUUGCUGGAGAAUGUGAAGAUGGAUCAGCUCAGGGCUAACGCCAAAUACUUGGUCUGAGGAAUUAUCCAAUUUGUAUUGUAUUGUGGAAUCAUCCAAUUCAUGUAUAUUUCAUUUGGAUGUGGGAGUGUGGUAAUAGUUGCCUAGGAGGAGGCAGCUGAGACAAUUGAGGGCCUUCUAAUUCUGCUGUAUUGAAGUUAUAUCUAAAGACUCUGAAGUCGAGUUUGAGUCUCAAUCAAACCCAAUUGAACUUAAAAAAAAAAAAAAGAAAAGCACAACAAUUUAGAACGGUGGGGCACCAGAUAUACCUGUAAUUACAUGGAGAAUUAUUGAUGGACAAAUGAAACGUUGCAUCCGGAGUAGUUUUCUAACAUUUUAAAACUCUUGAUUGAGCAGUUGAUCCACCAAGAUGAAUUUGAGCUUCUUCUGUCUGCUUCUGCCCCAAGGGGACAUCUCUUGACUUGCAAACCAAAAGGAGGAAAAAAAAAAAGACCCUACCAAAUUCCGCAGCAUAUGGCCUCAUUCUUCACGUGUAAUCAACUCUAUAUGUCCCCAUCACAAGAGAGAUGCUUUUGAAGGAUUUCUUUCCAUGUAUUUUAAUUACUUUCUCAGUCCAAUAGUGAAGCAAGAUUACCACUGAGUAGCAAAGGCACCUUCAAAUUAAUCGACCUCAUUUGCCUUGUUUCAGUAAGUUAGGAGUUCAAAUCCUGACAACCUCUCCAAUUUUCAGAUGUACCAAGUUAAUGAAACCUGUUUAAUAAUGGAGCACACGUUAUUACUUGUGAGAAACAUGUGAUUCUUCUGUUUCUUCACAGAAAUAUGGGUCUCAAGACUGAAAGAAUCAAAUCCACAAAUCAGGGCCAAUCUUUUUUGGUACAACACGGAUCCAAUAAUGGUUUGAAGAACAAGGGGAUGAUACAUGUAUAAUGACACACAAGUGGUACGUAAAGGGUACAGGACCUAUACAUCUGUUCUGUUGACGAUGAGAUGCAGACAUGACACCAAACUUCCAAAUUGAUUUUAGCAUCUUCAGCCUGCAAGUGUAAGGGAAAUGCAACUGCAAAUGGUAAUCUAUAAUUCACUUUUUGUCUAAGCAAAGCAACAACAUCAUCAUUUCUCUCUUUAUAUAUUCUCUCUUUCAAGUUUCUUUCCUUAUAGCUCUAUUUUCUUUGUUCUUUAGUAGCAGUACUGCACCUACUAUGAAUCUAUCCCAUUUCUUCAAAUGGGUUGGCUUCAAUCCUUCUUCUCUCCAUUGAAGAAGCUGUGGUUUCGCCUACACUCAUCGGCUCAUAGAAAGAGUACAUUAUCUCUCUUAUGGUUCUCAUAGUAUAUCACUCUACUACUUGUACUCAGUUACCAUCUAUAAAUCUUAUAAUUAAUAUCCUAUUUGUGGCUAUAUAUUGUUAAUUUGUUAUAUUCUUUUUUUUCUUUUUAUUAGGUAAAGGCAUAUACAUUUUAUAUGAAGACGUGAAGUCCUGCCCAAGUGAAGAUGUGCACGUUCUUUGGUCGAUACUUGUAGAAUCCCAUGCACCUUCCACUUCCACCCAAACAGUGAAUUUAAGUAUGGGGGAAGACGAAUUGAGGUCUUCGCCCAUAAAUCCAUUGUAAACAUUUUUAUAUGAGGACAAAUUGAAUCCACUGACAUUCCUUCAAUGAGAUAUAUAGUAUUGAUUCCUGGAA